AUGUCGUUCCUCUUAUCAAGUCUCCGUCCCGUCCUCAUCGGCACCGGCAUUGGCCUCUCCCUCCUCGUCCCAUCCUCCCCCUUCCGCGCUGCACCAGUCCAAUGCCAAUACACCGCGCCCUAUUACAACCAGAACGCCUCUCCGGAAUCGGGAUAUUCUCUUGCCGGCUCAGGACUAGCUGCAAAACAAGGUCGGACCGGUAGCUCGCAGCCUGGCACAGGUCUCUUGAAUGCGCGAUACAUGCGACAGAUCAGUCUGGGGAGUGUACUGGGGUUAGCAACUGGUCUAGGGUUGAGAGUAUUCUCCAAGGCGUUGGUAUUUGUGUUGGGGGUUGGUAUUGUGCUUAUUGAGUGGGCCGCGUCGAGAGGAUACAACAUCGUCCCUGUAAACACACUACAAAAAUACGUAAAGAGAUUCGAUCUACAGCGCGCGACAAGGGAGAAUGUGCCCUUCAAAGUCAGCUUUGGGUCAACAAUGGCGUUUGCUGCUUUUGCUAGUUUUGCGGACUACAGUUGA
Molecule: messenger RNA, 516 nt
Organism: Talaromyces amestolkiae
Lineage: Eukaryota; Fungi; Ascomycota; Eurotiomycetes; Eurotiales; Trichocomaceae
Exons: 2
Coding region: 1-516 (171 amino acids)
Biological process (GO): autophagy of mitochondrion
Cellular component (GO): mitochondrial outer membrane
Source: RefSeq, a predicted model, not a curated record